Molecule: messenger RNA, 402 nt
Organism: Peromyscus eremicus (cactus mouse)
Lineage: Eukaryota; Metazoa; Chordata; Mammalia; Rodentia; Cricetidae
Product: ras-related protein Rab-3C-like
Exons: 3
Coding region: 1-402 (133 amino acids)
Biological process (GO): protein localization to plasma membrane; regulation of exocytosis; protein secretion
Cellular component (GO): endosome; plasma membrane; synaptic vesicle
Molecular function (GO): GTP binding; GTPase activity
Source: RefSeq, a predicted model, not a curated record
AUGGCCUCUGCCCAAGAUGCCCGGUUCGGCCAGAAAGAUUCCUCUUCUGACCAGAACUUUGACUACAUGUUCAAGUUGCUGAUCAUUGGCAACAGCAGCGUGGGGAAAACAUCUUUCCUGUUCCGCUAUGCGGAUGACUCCUUUACAUCUGCAUUCGUCAGCACGGUUGGCAUCGAUUUCAAAGUCAAAACUGUAUUCAAAAAUGAAAAGAGAAUCAAGCUUCAGAUUUGGGACACAGCAGGCCAGGAAAGAUACAGGACCAUCACCACAGCCUAUUAUCGAGGGGCCAUGGGCUUCAUUUUAAUGUAUGACAUCACAAAUGAAGAAUCCUUCAACGCUGUUCAAGAUUGUAUUGACAUUUUGGAAAUCAAGUACCCAUCCUUACAGCUUUUGUUCGAAUAG